UCAAGAAAUACUAAUGUCAUAUGAUUUCAUUUUCUUGGGUUAAUAGUUGCCUCAUAUGAUUACCAAUUUUUCAGAUUUUUAACUAAGAAGCUAGCAAUCAUGGCCACAACGAUGAACGUUUUCUCUACCAAAUGGUCCUCCGAAUUGGAUAUAGAAGACUAUAGUAUCAUCCAAUACCACAUGAAUUCACUCGUCGGAGAUGUUCCACAGUCUCUCUCAUCUCUUGAUGAUACCACCACUUGUUAUAACUUUGAUGCUUCUUAUAAUGAUGAUUUGGUCGAAGAGAAACCUUCAAAGAUCCUCAAGACCACUCUCAUAUCGCCAAAGUUACAUCCUUUUUCUUCUUCCAAUCCUCCUCCUCCAAAGGACCAGCCCUCUUCUACGAUUAUUUCUUUCGAAAAGACGGGUUUAAAUGUAAUGAAUCACAACUCUCCAAACUUAAUAUUUAGCACCAAGGAAGAAGAAAUUGGAUUACCAAACCAGAAAAAAACCGAGCUGAUAAUAAGAGGGACAAAGAGGGCGCAACCCUUGACUCGAAGCCAAUCAAAUGCUCAAGAUCACAUACUCGCAGAGAGAAAACGGAGAGAGAAGCUUACUCAAAGAUUUGUAGCUCUUUCAGCCCUAGUUCCUGGCCUAAAGAAGAUGGACAAGGCUUCUGUGUUGGGAGAUGCAAUAAAGCAUAUAAAGUACCUCCAAGAGAGUGUGAAAGAGUAUGAGGAACAAAAGAAGGAAAAAACAAUGGUUGUUGUAAAGAAGUCUCAGCUAGUUUUAGACGAAAAUCAUCAAUCAUCAUCAUCCUCCUCAAAUCGCGACUUCUCGAGUUCAAAUCUUCCAGAGAUAGAAGUUAGGGUUUCGGGAAAAGAUGUUCUUAUUAAGAUCCUAUGCGAGAAGCAAAAGGGUAAUGUGAUCAAGAUUAUGGGGGAAAUUGAGAAGCUUGGUUUGUCUAUCACCAACAGCAAUGUCUUGCCCUUUGGACCCGCUUUUGACAUCUCUAUUAUCGCUCAGAAGAAUAACAAUUUUGAUAUGAAAAUCGAUGAUGUUGUGAAGAACUUGAGUUGUGGCUUAUCAAAGCUCACUUAAUUGGUUUCACGUUUCAUACAUAUGCACAUUCAUCAUCAAUUUCUCUAUCCGAAGAAUCCAAAAUCGGGUUUUCCAUGAAAGUGGUUUUUUAAAAGUUGAUAAGCUUGUUGUAUGGAGGUUCUUAAGUCAUUAAAAGAUCCUUGUUCUUAUGUUGUUUAAGUCUACUCUUCCUCUCCAUGAAAGUGUUUUUUCGCAGUUGUAAGUUUGGAUAUAUAUUUCCUGCGAUGUAAAGCAUUUCGUUAGUUUAAUAAAUGUACGGUGUGUUUCUUAAUAAGUUUGA
Arabidopsis lyrata subsp. lyrata is the source of this 1360-nucleotide messenger RNA. Its product is annotated as transcription factor bHLH18. The record is from RefSeq and is a predicted model, not a curated record. The coding region runs from base 100 to 1080 and encodes 326 amino acids. The transcript is spliced from 4 exons. Lineage: Eukaryota; Viridiplantae; Streptophyta; Magnoliopsida; Brassicales; Brassicaceae. Gene Ontology annotation, molecular function: protein dimerization activity.